Molecule: messenger RNA, 3218 nt
Organism: Somion occarium
Lineage: Eukaryota; Fungi; Basidiomycota; Agaricomycetes; Polyporales; Cerrenaceae
Source: the annotation of a GenBank genome assembly
GAGGACAUCGAAACUGCGCUCCGCAAGAAUUUCGAGACAUUCCAGCCGAAGUACGAAACACAACAGAAACAAGUGGAGCCAACCUUCGAGGAUCUAUCUGAAUCACCGCAGGGACUCGAUGAUUGGGCGUUCCAAUAUAUUAGUUUAGCUUGGUUGCAGCCUAUCAUGGAAGCCUUCGACGACGAUGGUUCGGGCUAUAUCACGGUGGCUGAAAUCAACAAAUUCACGGAAGCCAUGCCGGCCUCUCUAAAGUGGAGUUUACAGCAUUGGAUAGCGUAUUGGGCAGUCGGUUGGGAAAUAUCCGCGAACCACUACCGAAUCAAAAUUCAGGAGAUAUUUGCAUGCAUGUUUGAUCUGCUGCCAAGACUCCUCCCAGAAAAUCGGCAUUGGGCGGAUUACUAUUUGGCUUGCGAGAUGAUUCUUUGCCCGACAUCCAAUACAAGUUCCAAGCUUAUAUGGACCACGAAGAAGAGAGGAUCACCAAGAACCUAGAGGCAAUCCACUACGACAUUGAUGCUCUCGAUACUGUGUACGUCGUAGCUGGGCCUGGACGCAUUGAAAAGCACAUCUUUACGCUAGCAUACCUGUUAUUAAAGCGCGACCUGGAGCUUUUCCGUCUAGGACAAAGACACAUAUUACAUGCCGAUGAGCUGUGGGAUGCUGCAGACAGCCUCUUAUGGGUUUUCGAUGCACUUUUCUUUCGGGUUGAGGAUUUGCAGGAACAAUUCAAACAACAGCAUAUUGAUAUCGAUCAGCAAUUCAAAACCAUCUGCUGUGAAUCACUUAAGUCUUACCACGACAAUUCCGAACUUUGGGCAAUGUCACAGUUGCAAGGGGACAAGUUCAUGUUUUAUGUCAACCCUUGGGACCUUGAUGACGGGGGAAAAGAUAAAGAUCCCGACCGACGGAAGCUGCUCAAUUACGAAUUACCCGCAGACUCAAGCAAGCAAACAUACAUGUAUGAGGAGGGCUAUGAGUGGGAAUUACACGAGAUGACGGCGGCGGAUAACGGGGCUUCCUUGCCAUUGAAAGCCAUAGUUGGCCAAUGGAAUGGGUACCUUUACAAUUACUCUGAGUAUCCUUCCUAUGUCAUUUUGACAUUUAACAUUCAUGCAACUGCAUCCGGAGAUCAGGAAUUUGAAGCCAGUGGAAAGAAUUUCGAUGGCAUUUCGUUUACACUUUCCGGGUCUUGUCAAGAAGACGGCGACGGAUUCAUCAGUGUCAAGUUCUCUAUUGUCUAUGACAAGGAUCAUGAUACGGAGUUCUUCACGGGACACUUCGAUGACGACGGAUCAUUCGUGGGUUACAUGGCCUUGUCAGACGCUGUGUCAGACUUCAACUGGGACCAAAGAUUCAUUUUUCGGAAAGUCCCCAUCGAGGUUAUGAUUUCUCGACCAUUCCCGCAUGAAUUCGACGACAACAAACCGAGGGCAUUGUGGAAGUUUGCUACUUCUUAUGCACUCAAUGAAGUGCGAAAGAAGGCUUGGUCCUGGUCCUACUUUCAUCAAAGACGGGAUAUCCGCAGAAACUACAUCAAGUUGAACAUCGCUCACUGGACGUACGGCCGACCACCUCUUAAUGAAGAAUUUGAGGAGUACCUCAGGAUCAGAAAGUCGUUGAAGCCAUCAGAUGCUAGCUAUUAUAGAAGUGUCCGCGACCACUUCCUCGACGUUAUUCUGCCGGAUCACAAUGAUCUUACUUGCGUCUCUUGUGACAAGGCCCUUGGCGGUGUUCGUAUUAUCUGCCUGGACUGUCAGCCACCGAAAGCGAAACUUUAUGAAACGAUUGACUUCUGCAAUCAUCCCAAGUGUCUAGAGAUCGAAGUCGAGUCCACUAAAUUCAGUUUUCUCGAGCCCAAACGUCCUCACAAGACCACACACGACCUUCUGAAGUUGCGUACGGUGAUGCAUCGUCGGGACAUGCCCCGUGUCAUCAGGGACGCAAAGAGCGCCUUGGCCAACGCCAGAAGUCAAAUGGAGAAUUACUUCGAUGUUCGCAUUCCAACACCACUACUGCCUGAGCCGAAUGGAGAUGCAGUAGUGGAUGAUCAAAAAGACGUUUGCUCUGAAACGGGCACUCCGACGCUGCCCAACGAAGAUUCGAUGUCUAUUCAGAAGAGGCAUCCAGGCGAAGUUCUGGAAGCCUCAGGCUCUGAAGUCCUCCACCUGGAUGAAAGCCCAAGUGACCCUGCAGUCCCUUCAGCUACCACCUUAGGUGUUAUUGGGUCCACGUCUGAGCUCAUAGAAUCACCGGCCUCAGAAGCAGAGGUCACCCGGCCUGUAUCACCAGCUACCACGUACCAUUCUUCCUUUGACGAACCUGAACCACAACGUUCGCGCCAUUCGGAAUCUCCUUCAUCAGAUCUGACUGAUUUGCCCGUGGCGGGAUAUCAUGAUUCUAGAAGGGCUUCAAUAGCUGGACCAGACAUACGGGACGCUUCCCCUGAAGUACACGAACAUGACAAGGAGACCAAAUCUCCGACUCCGCGUUCUCCGGCAUCGAACCCACCCAAUAAAGCAGACAACGUCUCGGUCGCAUCAACGGUGGUACCUAUACCUUGGGAGUUACAUUGUUGUAUUUGUUUGAAGCUUCUUCCCUCCUACAAGGAAAUGCCAUGCUGGUUUUGUGUCCCUUGUUCACAAUUUGUAUGUGAUGACUGUGAGAGCAGAGAGCUCAUACAAUGUCAGGCAUGUCGCAGAGCUUUCGAGUCGCCUUCGUAUUGGUACGGAAGCAACCAGAAUGACACCUUCCUGUGCAACAAGUGUACUCUGAAGGGAAGGACCGCUUCCGGGUGGAUGCCAACAUACCAUACAACUACACAUCCGCUCGUUCGCUGCAAGGAACAUGUAGAAGAUCCGAUCGACCCUCCAGAACUGACAACUGAGGAGAGGAUUAUUGCUCUAGAGACAAGAGUGGGGACCAUGGACGAGAAACUGGAAGGCCUAGAGACACGGUUGAGCAGCAUGCUGACGGACUUGUUCUCUCAUAUGGAGCAAAAUGUCCUUAGCUUCCUGUCAUCGAAGGCGAACGGAGAUUCUGCAGUUGGGCCGGCAGACGUGUCGUGAUUCAAAUUCCGACCUGCUUUCGUGCAUAGGCCUGUUAGUAGUGCACGACCCACUUGUUUAUAAAGUCAACUGUUCGAGUUCGGUACACGUAUAUGUAAAUGCGAAUGAAUGCGACGCACGGGAAAUAGCAGACAACUUUAAAGUCCUUUGUGG